UCAAGAAGCUUUUAUAGAAAAUUAUUGUUUUUAUUAUGAAAUAAACAAGUGAUAUAGAGAAAGAAACUUUUUUUAACAUUGUGCUUUUAUUAUUUUAUUAUCCUUAAAUAAUAUUUAUACCCGUGUACUCAAUUUUUCUACAAAAUAUCCUGAAAUUUAAUCACACCUAACCUAAAAAUGACGGAGAAUUUUGCGGAUAUUAUCAAUGAGGAACAAUUAAUACAAAAACAUAAAAAAGAACGAAAGGAUUUACAAGCGCAAAUUCAAUCAUUAAAGAAAUCAAUAGGCAAGGGAAAUAAAAAGCAGAAAAAAGAUGUGACGGAGGAAAUUGCACGCCUCGAAUUAGAUUUAGAUAAAAGGCAAAAUGACGAAUUAGUGAAUUUUAAAUUAUCUGAAGUGAAAUUAGAACAAAUAGAUAUAAAAGAAAAUGCAAAUGAAGAAAACCUUGAUCAAAGUGAAAAUGUAGACGAGAAGGAAGAACAACAAGUGAUACCGCAAAAAAUAUCAAAAGCCCAGAGGCGACGCGAAAAGAAAGCAAACGAGGAAAAGGAACGAAAUCAACGAAUAAUUGAUGAAGAAGCUGGAAAUAUUUAUAGUAAACGAAAUAUGGAAAUGAUAGCAAUUAGAAAUAUUCUCGUGAAACGUGAAUUUAAAUUACACGAAAUUGCCAGCGAUGGCAACUGUUUAUAUAAUGCAGUCGCGCAUCAAAUGAAAGUCAAGGGUCUAACGCCUCUUGGCUUUAGUGAUCUUCGAACAAAAACCGCAACUUACUUACGCGAAAAUAUGAAUGAUUUUCUUCCAUUUCUAGCCAAUUCAGAAUCAGAGGAUUUAUUAACUCCCGAGGAGUAUGAAAAAUAUUGCGACAACGUUGCUAAAACAUCAGCAUGGGGUGGAGCUGUCGAGCUUCAAGUUCUAUCGAAAAUUCUCGAAUGUCCCAUUGAAGUUAUUCAAGCUCAGGGUGCACCAUACGUUGUUGGGGACGAAUUUGACGCGAUGAAAAAAUUGACAGUGACAUAUCAUCGACACAUGUACGAAUUAGGCGCCCAUUAUAAUUCUGUUACAAAACACAAUCCUGGCGAACAACCAGAUGAAUUUUAACAAUUUUCCUCUAUUGUAUGUAUAUAAUUUUUAAUAACGAUUUUUAUUCAUCAUCAAUUUUAUUUAAUAUAAUAUAUAGUAAAUAAAUUUGGAGAAAAAAAACGA
Molecule: messenger RNA, 1203 nt
Organism: Leptopilina heterotoma
Lineage: Eukaryota; Metazoa; Arthropoda; Insecta; Hymenoptera; Figitidae
Product: deubiquitinase OTUD6B
Exons: 4
Coding region: 178-1098 (306 amino acids)
Biological process (GO): protein deubiquitination
Molecular function (GO): cysteine-type deubiquitinase activity
Source: RefSeq, a predicted model, not a curated record